This is a messenger RNA of Cajanus cajan (pigeon pea), 1438 nucleotides long. RefSeq lists its product as uncharacterized. The record is from RefSeq and is a predicted model, not a curated record. NCBI's taxonomy places the organism in Eukaryota, Viridiplantae, Streptophyta, Magnoliopsida, Fabales, Fabaceae.
AAUGGUCCAACCCAGGCAUAGAAGAGCAGCAGCUCCAGCUCAUCCGCCAGGGUCGGAUUUAUUUCCCACCACUCUUCACACUUCCCGCCUACGCUUUCGUCUGACCACACAAAUCCACUUCCCACCAUUCCAACCCAAACAAACAAAACUCUCAAAAAAAGCAAAACACAUUUCUCCACACAAGAACAAGAAGAAAAAAAAUGGGCAUGCCAUUGUGGGGAAGCAACAGCAACAACAGCAUUGGGAAGGAGAGUUGAAUGGGCAAUGUUACGGGGAGCGUGGCCGCGAAACUCGCGUUUUUCCCGCCGGAGCCGGCGACGUACGAGGUAUGUCGGGAGGAGGACGGGAGGGUGGCGCUGUCGGGGGUGAGCGGGGACAAGAACCUGGUCGCACACGUGUUGGACACAAAGGUUGGGAACAAGAUCGUGGCCACGUUCUGGAAGCACCCUUAUGCGAGGUUCACCUUGCUCUACUCCCAUGGCAAUGCCGCUGACCUCGGUCAGAUGCAUGACCUCUUCCUUGAACUCAGGGCUCACCUCCGCGUCAAUAUCAUGAGCUAUGACUAUUCAGGAUAUGGAGCAUCUACUGGUAAGCCAUCUGAGAUCAACACGUAUCAUGACAUAGAGGCUGUGUAUGAUUGUUUGAAGAGUGAAUACGAAAUUAAGCAAGAAGAUUUGAUUUUGUAUGGUCAAUCAGUUGGUAGUGGCCCCACCGUACACUUGGCUACUAAGUUACAGAAUUUGAGAGGUGUUGUUAUUCACAGUGGCAUCCUUUCAGGGAUAAGGGUCUUGUACCCUGUCAAGGUGACAUUUUGGUUUGACAUAUUCAAAAACUUAGAGAAAAUGAGGCAUGUUGACUGUCCAGUCUUAAUUAUACAUGGAACUAAUGAUGAAACCGUUGACAUUUCCCAUGGAAAACGAUUGUGGGAACUUUCCAAGGAAAAAUAUGAGCCUUUGUGGGUUAAGGGUGGGGGUCAUUGCAAUCUUGAGGCUUUCCCUGAGUACAUCAAGCACAUGCGCAAGUUCCUAAAUGCCAUGGAAAAACUCACAAUCACUGGAGAAACAAACAAACAAUUCACUCAAAAUCCUAGUAAUAACAAACACAACAACGAUUCUGAUUUCAAAAGUAACAAAUGUUUAAGAUUUGGUAAAAGAUAGCUGGAUCUAUUUGAUAUUUGAGGUUUUGCACUUAGGAAAUCAGAACGGUGGUUUGAUUGAAGGUUUUGAUCAGCACUAUUUUCACUCAUAGACUCAAGAUUUGGAAGCCAAAGUCGUUGAUCCAAAUCCUGUUAAAAUGGCCAUUUUUUGGAUGAAGAACUCGCAAGUGUUGUUUGCCUGGGGUAAUCGUGAUGUACUUGAUGUUAUCUAGCAAACUUGAGUUUAUGUAUAGGCCCUCAUCAUUAUGAGAAAAAGAAAUUUCUUUUUAACAGUUCUAUGGA